Molecule: messenger RNA, 1970 nt
Organism: Rana temporaria (common frog)
Lineage: Eukaryota; Metazoa; Chordata; Amphibia; Anura; Ranidae
Gene: TERF2
Product: telomeric repeat binding factor 2
Exons: 10
Coding region: 161-1642 (493 amino acids)
Biological process (GO): regulation of telomere maintenance via telomerase; telomeric loop formation; telomeric D-loop disassembly
Cellular component (GO): chromosome, telomeric region; shelterin complex; nucleus
Molecular function (GO): G-rich strand telomeric DNA binding; protein homodimerization activity; double-stranded telomeric DNA binding
Source: RefSeq, a predicted model, not a curated record
GCUGCGGAGACGUCAUGUGACCGGAAGUGGGGCAGGCAGCGGCGCUGCUGACUAUACACGCACAGGAGUAGAGCAUGGUGGUGACAGUGGCGCUAAGCCGACGUCAUGUGACCGGAAGUGGCGCGGGCUGCCAAAACAUUGUGCACGCGGGAGAAGGAGGAUGAUGGCGGGAUUUGCGGAGGGCGAUGCCUGGGCUCUGGAGCCUGUGGUGAACCAAUGGGUGCUGGACUACUUCUUCCACCUGGCUGUGCUGGCCUUCAGGAGCGGACGCCAUGACGAAUUCACGGAGCUCCGGGAUGUUGUGUCAGUUUUAAUCCAACGUCCCUUUAGAACAAUGGAGAAGAACACGCAGGUCCUGCGCAUCAUGCAAUGCUUUUCCCGCAUUGAGGAAGGGGACGAUCCAGACUGCGUCUUCGAUCAGGACAGUAAUGAGACGCCCCUGGAAUCGGCUCUUGAGGUUCUUAAUCUGGCGGACAAUGAGAUGACGCUGGAUAAAGAGGCAAUGAAAAGCAAUCUGCUAAUGUUAAAAGAGGCGGCGGUGGUGGCGUGUAUAAAAAAGAAGCAGUUUAGUAAAGCCAGCAAUAUCAUGAAGAAAUGCAUUUCAAAUAGCAAUGAAACCAAGAAACUGCGGGCGGAGCUUCAAUAUAUCAUCUCGAAGAAGAACUCCCACCACCCCAUGAUAGCAAACUUUUCUCUCACCACCAUCAAGCAGAAGACGUACGAAAUGUUUGAGGAACGGAUUAAGCAGAUUCCAUGCUUCCUGAUGACGCUUGCUCAGAAAGACAACUCUGAGGUAAACGUAACGCCUGGUGAACCGCGUGUUGCAGACACGGAAGCUCAGCGGGAAGUGGAGGCGCGCCCCCCCAAUAAUACUUCAAGUUCAUCAGAUAUGGAUGUUCAAAGUCCCCAGCAAAAGAAAGAGUUUAAGACGCCGACUGAAGUAAGGUCAGAAAUAGACCGCGGCCCGGUUUAUAGCCUUUCCGCCAUAAAAUCCACAUGGAGGUCACUGUGUCGAGAUCCGCACCCAGAGGCUAAAUUCAGGGAACUUUGCGAGUCGCCUUUCUCUAAACAAGCCGACGCCCCCUCCUCCCAAACUCCCUCUGCCGAAACCCUCACCAGUAAGAGGCCUCCUGCUUGCACCCCUAGGGAGGACUUGUCCCCUUCAGAAGAACUUGGACAGGCCGGUCCGCCAAUGACUCUCCACCAGCUGGUCAUGGAGCCCGACAGCCAGCAGGACAAUGAGAUCGAAGAGGAGAGACCGAGCAAAGCUCCUUCCCCAAAAAAUCAGGGCGGCAACUCAACUGUGCGAAGAUUGUUCAAUUCUCCCCCAACAAACAAGAAGAGAAAACAUGAUGCUUUAAGCAAAUCCAACGUAGAGGAGGAGGAGCAAGAGACGUGGAGUGACGAGGAUGAACUGUUCAGGUCAAGAAAUCAGAAAGCUGCAAGAGCCGGCAACACAACCACCAAUGGAAUUAAAAAACAGAAAUGGACUGUAGAGGAAACGGAAUGGAUUAAACGCGGAGUGCAGGAACUGGGUGAAGGCAACUGGGCGAAAAUACUGAAAAAAUUCCCGUUCCAUAACCGGACUAGUGUUAUGAUUAAGGACAGGUGGAGGACAAUGAAAAAACUCUCUAUUGUAUAAUACUCCUGACCCAAUUCCUACCCAAUUUUAUGGCGUCAUUUUGUAACCGAGGAAGAGAUACCUGAGGUAUUGCGGACAGACAGAUAUUCACCGGCCUUUUCUUUAUCCUGAUUUGGACUUCGGAGAAACCAAUGCAAUUUUCAGUUUAAAAUUUUUAUAGAAUGUCGUCCCCUAAAUCACUGCAGGAUAUGGUGGCUUUGUGUCCUUUUAUACACUUUUCAUUGUUUUGUGCACCCAUUGAUAUGUAAGUUGCGGUCUGUCAAAAAUCUAUUUUAUUUGAAUUCACAUAUCUCACCUGUUAAGACUUUACAUUAUAUGGUCCAGCGAG